GAAGUGUGAGAACAUCUAGGAAUCAUUCCCACCCACAGAGCCAGAUUAAAGAUUAGCCCAAAGCCUCCACUUACCAGACCACAUUCCAUUCCAUUCUGCCCCAUAAUAAUUUCAGUAAUGAUAAUAAAUAAAUAAUUAAGCAAAGCCAGGCUUUUUUCAGCUUUUCAGCUUGCUGCUGCUCAAAGGCUUGGUGUUCUUGCAUUAAUGGAAAAGGCAAUAACCACUAGCGUAACGAUGACCACUCUAGCAAAGCACUUUCCCUACUUGCACAAAUAUGUGCCACUUGUUCAAGAGUAGUGUUUUACAAUCAUGGCCCUGAAGUACCCCUGUUCUGCAUAUUUUACUGUGUUCCCCACUCUUACACACCUGGCUGAACUCUGCAGCUCAUUAGCAAGCACUGCAUGAUUUUAAAAUGAAUUUGUUGGAAUGAGGAGAACAGUAAAUUAAAAAGGUUUAAAGAGAUUCAAAGUUAAUGCAAAAUUUCACUUCAUGUUAAAUUUUAUCUUGGCUGAUCUUGCUUCUACAAGUCCAGUUCAGGUACUCUACCAAUCUAUUUUGGUACCUAGGCGAGUUCAUGGUUUUGUGUAUGUAUGUGUGUGUGGCUCCUGCCUGUCUGGGCUUCGACCUACAAGCUGUUAAUGCUAUCAGUGGAUGAAACUAAUCUAAUAAAACAGGAGGGAUGAAAGCACAAAGGCCUUGUCUUUCUCUUCCCACAUCCAUCUCACCCUCUAUCCCUUCCUCACAGCCUUCAGUGAAUGAGUGAGUAAAAGUUAACGUACAUAAUCUCUGUCCAUGGCACCAAAGAGUGUAAGGAACUUGUCUUCAAGUGAAUAAGAGUAUAUUAGUAACUGCUUCAACUUUUGUGCAAUGCUGAGCAGUCAAAUAUCCCUUUAUGUCUCUCAUUUAUUUAAAUUCAUUUACAUUCUCGGUCAUAAAGAGGAUAUUUAACUGAUAUUUAAUCCGAAUGAGAUUAGCACAGGAAAAAUAGGUCAUGGCGAGAAUUAUUUAUCACUGAGCAACUUGUCUCUCUCAUGUUAGAGGGGUUCAGCUGCAGCAGGACAACUCAUUAUUCUCUAAAUAUGUGAGGGCUUCAACUGGGGAGAAGGAUUAAGAGAUCCCAUUAAAAGUCAAUGAGAAACAAGUCACAGGCUAUGACAACACUUCUGAGAUUGCUGUCCUUGAUAUUAACGCAGGCAAGACGAGUGGAAUAAAAAGGAAGGAAGAGGGAAGAACUCAAGCAGACAGGACUGAGCUGCUAAUUGAAAGAAUCUGAGAAUUUUCAAUUCCCCCAAGUUUAAUUUCUGUUCUCUGUGUUUAUCUUUGGCAGGAACCAUGGUGAGCAAAGAGGUUGGUAAAUGCAUGCUCACCAACUCUGAAUCAGACUCUGAGGCAGCACCCUCUAUGGCCCUGGAGGUGAAAAGACCGCCGGAUGGGAGUCGGCAGGUUCGCAAGCGCAACAAAGCCUUGCAGGUACGCUUCAAGGACAUCUGUGAGGCCCAGAGUGAGCAAGCAGCUGCGGCACAGGGAGCGAAGCCCGUCUCAUAUAAAGUGGCAUAUCGCAAGUACAUGACCGUUCCAGCCCGCAGAUCCAUACCCAAUGUGACAAAAAGCACUGGAGUGCAGACCUCUCCGGACCUGAGGAAGCGCUACCAGACUUUCCCACUGGAGAGGAAAAAGGGUCAAAGUGUGAAACAUGCGGCUACAGCGGAGAGCUAUAAGGACCAGGAUAAUGGAUUUGUUAUUGAUGUUAAGAGGGCCAAAGCGGCUGAGGGGGGAAGGGAAGAGACAUCAUCUCACGCCGUACAAAAGACCAAAGCUUUGAUGCACACUAAUGAGUGCAUAGCCACCAUAGAGCACCACUCACAUGCUGCAGAAUGUACAGACAGGACACUGCUGCCCUGUCCCUCAGAGGACCAAUCAAAUUACCAGAUCUGUACGGUGAAGAGCAAACAUCGAAAGAGCUUCCAAAGGGACUCAGAGUCAUUGGACCGCUCAGGAAAAUGGCAAAUAAUAAAUUCUGAGGACAGAGAUGGCAGUACACUGCCAAACUCUAGCUCCAAAGUGACAAGCCCCAUAGCCUGGAACUCCUUAACGCAGGUGGAGUGUCUGGAGAGCCCGACGGCACGCAGCAAGCGCAAAAAGGUCCUGCAGCUAAAUGGCCUGCAAUCACAGACACUGCCGAGGACUGGCUGCACCACACAAGUGCAGUGCCAUGCUGGAAUGAUCUCUGCUCGGCCCAUACAGGCAAUGGAGGAAGCAGCAGCGGCAUCAGUUGCUGCUGCACCUGCUGCUGUUCUACCACCCUCAUGUGAGGCUGGGACAGGAACAGUACAAGGCACAGGGAAUCUACAGGUGGAUAGCGAGGCUUGCAAGCAGAUAGUGCCUGUGAAUCAGGAUAAGGAUGUAAAAGCACAGUUGCAAGCCAUGGAGAACAUGAUCAGCUCCAGUCAGGAAACCAUCAAAGUCCUGCUGGGAGUCAUUCAGGAGCUGGAGAAAGGAGAGGCUCUCAGAGAAGGUCUCUCCUAUCGGACCGGGCAGGACACGGCCAACUGCGACACAUGCCGGAACAGCGCAUGCAUUAUUUACAGUGUGGAGCUGGACUUUAAGCAGCAGGAGGACAAGCUGCAGCCGCUGAUGAGGAGGUUGUGCUCAGUGGAGGACUCGUCCUUCCCCUCUCUGCCUUACCCUCAGGAGGCCUACACCUCCACUCCCAAACGCAAGGCCAAAGCCGAGGCCAAGAAACACACGCGUUGGAAACUGUGGUUCCUCUGAACACAGCGCUCGGCAGGACAUGCGCGCAUGUUUCUACAUUGUCCCUGUCUUCAUCUUUCUCCGUUCCUGCCCUGUGUCUUUUUACACUUUCAUCAUUCUAUCACCACAGAAAAAUGGAAAAAAAGGUGGAUCCUGAACACUGAACCUGGCUAGCGCCUGCUUCAAAUUAAAAAUGAAGUCUCCUGGGAACUGGAUUCUGGGAAGCAGAAUAUUUUGGGCAAUUGUGCCCAGAGUGUGAAACGGCUCUAUUUGCAAUUCAGCGAGGUGAGAAACCAGAUUGAAUUAAGCUGCUGCAAAGUCCUGCAUUUAAAUGUAUAUAAAAAAAAUCCAUUAUUUAUUUAUACACGAGCGCAUCACCUCUGCUUAGGUUAUUCAUAUGAACCCCUCCCCUAUCCACAUCUUUAAGCACCACCUGAUGGCUAUUUAGUCACCUGAUGGCUGAGGUGCCUCUCAUUCUCACAAAAAAAAAAAAGAAAGGGAAAGUCACAUUUUCUGUGGACUAAAGUAAGUUAUUAUUCGUCAUGAAUAUCAACAUGACUGGAGUUGCACCAAUAAGACAAAGCACAAGGACACUACAGAUUCCACUACAGAUGAAGUGGAUUCAACACAUGGACUUGGACUUACACAGACAUUUAGACAAAAUGGAAAGACACUUAUUUAAUCUACGGAGAAAAAAAAGGAAAAGAAAAUAAGUUCCGCAGCUAUUUAUCAAAUUUCUAUAUCAUGUUUCAGGAGCUCUAGACAUCUCUUGCGAUGUUAAUUUAAAGAGAAAAAAAAAGAAAAAGAAAACAAGUACCAGAUAUUUUUAUAUAUUCGUAAUAUCAAGCAUUAAAUUCAAAUUUUCUAAUACAUAAUAUAUGAAGUUAUAUCUUCCUUUACUGGAUUAUUAAAAUACUCCAAAAAAAAGAAAAGAUGCAUCAGAAGGUUGGAAAGCCUGAACCAUUUUUAAAUCCAUCUUCCCUUCCUCAAGUCCAUCGAGGAUCAGGGAACUGAAGAGCACCGUGCAGGAAACAACCUCAGAUCUUAUACGUGUUGGUGCAACUAGCAUUGUGUGAAAUAGAUGAGGAUAUUAGAAAGCUGGAUAGUGCGUGCUGGGCUGUGCUCGUUUGAGCUAGCAGGUAAUGAUUUUCAGGAUAUCAAAUAAUUAUUUUAUCCUAAACGAUGCCAAGCCACGCUUUCCUAAUGUUGAGUCCAGACGUACAUUUCUAGACCCAAAAUGUAAAUAUCAGCUUUCACUUCUAAAAAUAAAUAUUUAUCUAAUGUAACAUCAUUAUAGCAUCAUAGAACAAUUGCGUGGUAAUGAAUUAAUUUGCGAAGCAGAGCAUCUAAUCAGGGCUACUAGCAUCUCCAGGAACGGGAACGGGUUUCAUCGGGGCAUUUUGGUCACAGCAUCUCUGAAGCCAAAAACAGCAUGAUGUAGAAAAGACACAACCAGAGUGCUUUAUAAGGGCAAACAGAUUCAUAUUUAAAUAAUGAACUCUAAAGAUUGUUUGAUGCGGAGUUCUCCACAUUUCACUCUAGACUAGAUAAACGCAUUAUCCCACCUGAUCUCUCCUGAGUUAUCUUGUACAUGAAAGGAUCUGACAUUCGAAUAGUUCAGCUGUAGCGUGAAGAGAGACCUAGAUGAUAUCUGUACCUUAAAGAAGUGCAAUUGAUUCACUAUGUGCAAUAUUGUGCAUUUUAUACUGUUUUUAAAAUCAAACAAUUUAAUACAUAAAAUAAAACCUGAGAAAUUAACAGAGAAAUGGUCUAAUAUGUGCUCUUGUAUGUGGCCAUGUCAUGAGCAAACUGCAGACGUCAUGAGACAAAGCCUGUCUCCUGCUGCACUCGACUUACCUCGGAAGAGGGAACUACGAUGCAUUUCAUGCCAUCGCGCUAUAAAGUAUGAAAAAGACCACGGAUGCCUCCAUUUUUGUCUUUUGUUAGCAACAAGCAAGCCAGCUAACUGUGAUAAGUGAUGCACAUUUUCCUCAACAGCAACCCGUACAGUCAGUGUUACAGAUUUAAUUAUGUUGAUUGAGCUAAAGCAAAUACUUGCAUACACAGCAUAACUCAUUUAAAAGUAGGAGGUACUACUUUGUUUACUGCUGAUGUUGUGAGCAGCCAUGUUUAUUUUAUGUCACUUGCUGAACUCCGGGUUUAGGAGACCUUCCCAAAUUCCUGAGUAGGAAUUCCGAAUUGAGCGUUCUCUUUGCUUUUUCCUAAUCAGAGUUAGGAAAUUACGAGAUACGAGCUAAUUAGUCGAAUGCAGCAAUAUUUUUAUUGCUUUUGUUGUGAUCUUGUGUAAAGAGAGAGAGGAAGCUGUCACACACAGGCGAGACCCCAGAGAGAAGUGAACAUUCAUUAUGGUCGGGUUCGUGCACAGCAGCAUUGUUUAUGUGAGGUUUGUGUCAAAACGCACUAGAACAAGAACAGUCAGCAAAACUAAAAGUAAGCACAAUACACUUCAGUCAGAAGACUAGAAGUAAAACAAAACAUAGAAACAAGUUGUCUAACACACACAAGGACACACACAUGUUCAUAUAUACAGCUGAAGCCAAAACCUUAGCUAAAAACGUUCAAACGAAUUUUUCAAAACUUCACACACUUCAUGUUAGCAUACGCUUCCUGUGCUAAGUCAAUUAGGGCACCUGAUGUGCUCGCAUCAGAGGUCAUUUGCAAACAACCGAGACAGUAAAGACAGAUUUAUUUCAGCUUUAAUUCAUUACAUCAGAAUUCCAGUGGAUCAAAAGUUUACAUACACCAGGUUUACAUACAUCUCCUUAAACCAUCUGGAAGAUUCCAGAAAUUGAUGCAAUACCUUUUAUAAGCUUCUGAUUGGCCAGCUGUCAUAAUAAGGAGUUAAUUGGGGGCACAUCUGUGGCUGUAUUCUGAGCCAGUGCCUUACGGUAUGGUAAACUUUUGGCCUUAACAUAUGGUAAAUUUUUGGCCUUAACUGUACAAGCAAUUUAUCCAGAAACUAAAAAAGACAUACAAUUAAAGUUACCAUAAGUCAUGACAUCUGAUGUACUGUAAAACAAUAUUAAAAUAAAAAAUUAAUAAUAUUAAGAAAAAUAAUGCGUAUUUAAUGGGAUAAGAUUUCUGGACACGUCUGUUAAGGACUUCUGUAACAAUAAUAAUCGAUUCGCUAAUGAUGCACCUAAGAGCUCGUAGGGCUUUUGGCUGUCCAAGAUGCUUCUGAUUGUUAGUAAUUCACAUGAGCAUAGCACAUAAUGUAUGUA
Messenger RNA from Pangasianodon hypophthalmus (striped catfish), 5993 nucleotides. RefSeq names its product inhibitory synaptic factor 2A. NCBI's taxonomy places the organism in Eukaryota, Metazoa, Chordata, Actinopteri, Siluriformes, Pangasiidae. The transcript has 3 exons. Gene Ontology annotation, cellular component: postsynaptic density. The record is from RefSeq and is a predicted model, not a curated record. Gene Ontology annotation, biological process: inhibitory postsynaptic potential. Bases 1333 to 2772 code for a protein of 479 amino acids.